Messenger RNA from Trypanosoma brucei brucei TREU927, 510 nucleotides. RefSeq lists its product as hypothetical. The transcript has a single exon. Bases 1 to 510 code for a protein of 169 amino acids. The record is from RefSeq and is a predicted model, not a curated record. NCBI's taxonomy places the organism in Eukaryota, Euglenozoa, Kinetoplastea, Trypanosomatida, Trypanosomatidae.
AUGUCAAUGAGCAACGGAAGUAGUGGCAGUUUUAUUGACCACGGCCCGAAGGCUGAUUACCGUGAUGGCUCGCGGCCACAGUGGAUUGUGGAUAAGACAGUUUCAAAGAGGGAUUUCAAUGCCGAGGGGGCGAGGGACCACAGCAGCGGUAACAGUCUUCGUAGCAGUACUGGCAGCGAAAUGUCGGAUGUUAGCCCGAUGCGGGGAAAAUUAUCGGUGGAUGUGGAGGGUGUUGUGUCUGCCUUGUGCCGAGAGAGGAAGAAAACAAAGCGUUUGCUACGGGAUAAGCGGCGGUUGGAAGGUGAGGUUAUCGGUCUAAAAAGGGAGAACACAUCUUUGUUGGAAUGUAACCGUCUGCUUGCAGAGCAUAACAGCAGUUUGGCUGCAUCUGUUACGACUCUUGUGAUGAAGCACGACCAGACACAGUUUGCCGUGACGAGUUUGGCCUCGCAAACACAGGAGAUUGGUGUGACUGUCAAAAUGCUGUAUGAAAAAACUGCUGUAAAGUGA